CCCACUGCCCUGCCCAGUAGACCACUUGUUUGUGAGGAGCCUAGUGUCUUCGGUGGCGACGAAGUCUUCCGUGUGGUAAUGACGUAGCUGUGAACCGUUUAGCUUCAUGACAGAAGUAGGUCAAUUUCCUGGUUCUUUCAGGAAAGUUAGGAGAACAGAAAAGGAUUCGAAGAACAUGACGUUGAAACUAUAAGCAACCGCCAAGUUUGAAGACCAUUCAGAAUCGUUCAAUUUUGAUGCGAGUAGGAAUUGUGAAGGAAGAUUGACCCUCAGCGCUCUCUUAAAGACUGUAGGUUUAGGAUGUAGUUCUUUCCAAAAUAAUUGCAUCAUAGACUUUGAAAUGCUUAAAUCACUUGCAGUUUCAAAUACCUGACUCUAUUUUAGGUAGGUAUUAGGGAAAUUUGGUUUCAUGUGUCAUUAAGAAGCACCGAUUUACCCUUUACUGGACAGAGCCCUGGGAAAAUCUAUUCUGCUCUAUGCACUUCCCUGUUUACCGGUAAAGACUGGAGACUCAUUGCAGUCAUGGCCUUCACCAAUUACAGCAGUCUCAACCGAGCUCAACUAACCUUUGAGUAUCUGCACACAAAUUCAACCACUCAUGAAUUCUUGUUUGGUGCUCUUGCUGAACUGGUUGAUAAUGCAAGAGAUGCUGAUGCUACCAGAAUAGACAUUUAUGCUGAGAGGCGGGAGGACCUUCGAGGAGGAUUUAUGCUUUGCUUUUUGGAUGAUGGUGCAGGAAUGGAUCCCAGUGAUGCUGCCAGCGUGAUACAGUUUGGGAAGUCAGCCAAACGAACUCCUGAGUCCACCCAGAUUGGGCAGUAUGGCAAUGGAUUAAAAUCGGGCUCAAUGCGCAUUGGGAAGGAUUUUAUCCUCUUCACUAAGAAGGAAGACACCAUGACCUGCCUCUUCCUGUCUCGUACAUUUCAUGAGGAAGAAGGCAUUGAUGAAGUGAUUGUCCCAUUGCCUACCUGGAAUGCUCGAACACGGGAACCUGUCACAGACAAUGUGGAGAAGUUUGCCAUCGAGACAGAGCUCGUCUACAAGUACUCUCCUUUCCACACUGAGGAGCAAGUGAUGGCCCAGUUCAUGAAGAUUCCUGGGAAUAGUGGAACAUUGGUGAUCAUCUUUAAUCUCAAGCUCAUGGAUAAUGGAGAGCCGGAACUAGACAUAAUAUCCAAUCCAAAAGAUAUCCAGAUGGCAGAAACCUCCCCAGAGGGCACGAAGCCAGAGCGACGCUCCUUCCGAGCCUAUGCUGCUGUGCUUUAUAUUGAUCCCCGGAUGAGGAUCUUCAUCCAUGGGCACAAGGUGCAGACCAAGAGACUCUCCUGCUGCCUGUAUAAGCCCAGGAUGUACAAGUACACAUCAAGCCGUUUCAAGACUCGGGCAGAACAGGAAGUGAAGAAAGCAGAGCAUAUAGCACGGAUUGCUGAAGAAAAGGCCCGGGAGGCAGAGAGCAAAGCUCGGGCAUUAGAAGUUCGCAUGGGUGGAGACUUGACACGGGACUCCAGGGUGAUGCUGCGGCAGGUCCAGAAUAGUGCCAUCACCCUUCGUAGAGAAGCUGAUGUCAAGAAAAGGAUCAAGGAUGCCAAGCAGCGAGCACUCAAAGAACCCAAGGAGCUAAACUUUGUUUUUGGGGUCAAUAUUGCACACCGGGACUUAGAUGGCAUGUUUAUCUACAACUGUAGCCGCCUGAUCAAGAUGUAUGAGAAAGUGGGCCCACAGCUGGAAGGGGGCAUGGCAUGUGGUGGGGUCGUUGGGGUUGUUGAUGUGCCCUACUUGGUUCUGGAACCUACACAUAACAAGCAGGACUUCGCUGAUGCUAAGGAGUACCGGCAUCUGCUUCGAGCAAUGGGGGAGCACUUGGCACAGUACUGGAAGGACAUCGCCAUUGCCCAGCGUGGAAUCAUAAAGUUUUGGGAUGAGUUUGGCUACCUUUCUGCCAACUGGAACCAACCCCCAUCUAGUGAACUGCGUUUCAAACGCCGGAGGGCUAUGGAAAUCCCAACCACUAUCCAGUGUGAUUUGUGCCUGAAAUGGAGGACCCUCCCCUUCCAGCUGAGUUCAGUAGAAAAAGAUUAUCCUGAUACCUGGGUUUGCUCCAUGAACCCUGAUCCUGAGCAGGACCGCUGUGAAGCUUCUGAACAGAAGCAGAAGGUUCCCUUGGGGACAUUAAAAAAGGACCAAAAGACACAGGAAGAAAAGCAGAAGCAGCUGACAGAGAAAAUUCGCCAGCAACAGGAAAAGCUAGAAGCUCUUCAGAAAACCACACCCAUCCGCUCUCAAGCUGACCUGAAGAAAUUGCCCUUAGAAGUGACUACCAGACCGCUGUGUGAAGAAUCAGUGCGGAGACCUCAGCGUCCUCGGUCACCCCCUUUACCUGCAGUGAUCAAGAAUGCUCCCAGCAGACCCCCUUCUAUUCAGACUCCCAGACCAACUAGCCAACUCCGAAAGACUUCCAUUGUCAACCCUCCAAAGCCACCUACUCCAGCAGCCCGAGGAGAAACUAGUGCUUCCAGGCUACUCCAGCCUGCUGAGGCACCUCGAAAGCCUACAAACCCUCCCAUCAAGGCUGCACCACGGCCCACCCCUCCUGUACAGCCCCAAUCACUGUCUCUACUCCCCAAUUCCAAGACCCUUCGAGAGGUCCCUGCUCAAAAAGCCGUCAAGACUCCAGUGGCCAAGAAGCCAGAGCCACCUGUUAAACAGUCCGUGGCAACCUCAGGUCGGAAACGGAAUCUUGUGGUCUCUGAUGAGGAGGAGGCUGAAGAAGAAACUGAAAGGAGAAAAGAGAGAUGCAAGCGGGGCAAGUUUGCUGUGAAGGAGGAAAAGAAGGAAGCAAAUGAGCUCUCAGACAGUGCUGGGGAAGAUGACUCAGUUGAACUCAAGAAGGCUCAGAAAGACAAAGGGCUGCAUGUAGAAGUACGUGUGAACCGGGAGUGGUACACAGGCCGUGUCACAGCUGUGGAGAUGGGCAAGAAUGUGGUUCGGUGGAAAGUGAAGUUUGACUAUGUGCCCACAGACACAACACCAAGAGACCGCUGGGUGGAGAAAGGCAGUGAAGAUGUACGACUGAUGAAGCCACCUUCUCCAGAGCACCAGAGCCCUGACACGCAGCAAGAAUGUGGCGAGGAGGAAGAGGCUGCAGUGGCUCAGCAGGCAGUGUCCUUGCCAGAGCCCUCCACCUCUGAUGGUCUUGCCAUUGAGCCUGACACCACUGCCCCCAGUACCAGCCAUGAGACUAUUGACCUCCUGGUCCAGAUCCUUCGGAAUUGCUUGCGGUAUUUCUUGCCUCCAAGUUUCCCCAUCUCCAAGAAGGAGUUGAGUUCUAUGAAUCCAGAAGAACUAAUAUCUUUUCCUCUGAAAGAAUACUUCAAGCAGUAUGAGGUGGGGCUCCAGAAUCUGUGCCAUUCCUACCAAAGCCGAGCUGACUCACGGGCAAAAGCCUCAGAGGAGAGCUUGCGCACAGCUGAGAGAAAGCUUCGUGAGACAGAGGAGAAGUUACAGAAGUUGAGGACCAACAUUGUAGCACUCCUGCAAAAAGUGCAGGAGGACAUAGACAUCAACACAGAUGAUGAGCUGGAUGCCUACAUUGAGGACCUCAUCACCAAAGGGGACUGAGGAACCGGGAGUCAGAUCUGCUCUUCUGCACAUCUGCCCUUCAGCACAGCAGCUCCUGGGGAGGGGAUUUCAUUUGUGAGUUGGUGGACUAAAUCUUGGUUUGACUCAUGUGGGACAUUUGUGCUUUGGGAGGAAGAUUCAAAGAAUCCCUAAGUUUACAUAAAUAUUUAUUUUUUAAAAGAGAAGAUGUUAAUGCCUGCUAUGAGACCUUACUUUUUGGUCUGUGACUCUUGAGGAAGAGGCAUAGAGUCUGAGCCAGUCAGCUCCUGGCACCUCAAGAAAGGAUUGAAGCAAGCACCAUCCUGAAGUUGGAGAGGCUCCAGGGCAGGAUGAUUUUUUUUCUCCUACAGGAUCAAAAAUGGGAUAUGAAAGAUAAAUGUUCCCAGGGACUCGGAUCUGCAAGACCCUCAAGGGGGUGAUCAAAGCAGGCCUAGUAUCAAAAAGACUCUCCCUAUAACAGAUCUCCUGAUGUCCAGUCUGGGCUAUGAAGGUCUUAGGCUACCUGAGCCACUGUCAGAGUCAUCCUAGACGUGGCAGUAUCCAGACAGCCUGGAGAUGAUUCUUGAUGCUCAAAUUUCCCAGCGCACCACCUACUUUGAUACUGAAUGAGUCAACCACACUGUCUAAGCUCUAGUGUAGACAGCUCGCUGGUCAGUCCACUGGGCUGGAUAGCACUCUGAAUGUUGAACUUCGAAGAUUCUCAGGGUGUGCAGGUGUGAAAGAGCUCCCUGGAGGGAGGAGGCUUCCUCAGUGGUGCUAGUUCCUUGAGAGCCUUUGCUGCUGUUUUUCUACUAUGUUCUCUGUGAGCUUCAGAGAGCCCUGCACCUCCCAUGCUCUGGAACGGUGAGGAGGAGGGAUCAUGUGCUUCAGACAACUACUCAGAGCCAGAAAGGCAAGAGCUUCAUCUGAUGGCUCCAGUCCCACCAACUCUUCACACUCCUGAAGACUGACUUUAUACUCUUGAUGGAAAACACCUUGGGAUUUGUUUUCACCAUCUACCCAAGCCAAGGCUGCCACCUUGUGUCCCAUGGUGUCUGCAGAAGACGGGAAAGUGGUGGUGAGGGAACUGUGCACAUGUGCCUGUUUGGGUUCUGGGCUACCCCAGACUA
This is a messenger RNA of Acomys russatus (golden spiny mouse), 4727 nucleotides long. It is a transcript of the gene Morc2, whose product is annotated as MORC family CW-type zinc finger 2. Lineage: Eukaryota; Metazoa; Chordata; Mammalia; Rodentia; Muridae. The transcript has 26 exons. Gene Ontology annotation, cellular component: nucleus. The coding region runs from base 523 to 3618 and encodes 1031 amino acids. The record is from RefSeq and is a predicted model, not a curated record. Gene Ontology annotation, molecular function: zinc ion binding.